AGAGUGUGGAUACCCAAAACAAGUUAGCUGAGGUCAAGAUUUGUAUUAAUCUCUGAUCAAGUUGGUGAACAAAGUGACUCUUCACGAUCCAGUUGCAAACAUUAAAGUCACCGUGAAUCAUCUAUAUGGGCCAUCUUCUCUCAAAGAAUGGUAACGGCCUGAAGAAGAAGACACGGAAGCUGCGCAAAAAGAAGCGGAGGAGGAACUGCUUCCUUCAGGGUCCCUGCAUGCUGUGCUUCAUCGUCCACGGCAACAGCGGGAGCAUCGAGGACGACUGGUCCUUUGAGAACCAUCACGGCGGCUGUGCGGCGGUGACGGCGUCCAAACUCGCCAAGCGCUACGCUUCGUUGAACUCGCCCAAGGACUGUGCCAAGUUCCUGUUGUCUCCGGGAGCGCUUGCCAUUUUUCAGAGCCAGGGAAGAAGUCUGCUGUCCGCCGUGCCAGCCAAAUUGAUCGGACCCCCGGCGCUGUACUGCGCCGUCGUUCCAGUCGCAGACUACGUGGAAAUGGUGUGUAAGCGCAAGUGUGCUGAGCUGCAGCGGUGCACGCCCCGCAAGCAGCCGCGCUGUGCCUUCCAGGAGGCCAUGGAGAACGGAGAGGAGCGAGGAGACGCUGCCACUCCAGACAACCAGUGCCUCCUGCCCUCACUCUGCCCCCUGCCUUCAUCCUCCUCGUCUUCCUCUCUGUCGGAGGAGUACAGCUGCGAUGCAGGGCCGCAGACGGAUGAGGGCAGUUCAGCGACCUCAGCGUGCUCCUCCUCUUGCUGCUGCGGGCUGUCCCAUAAUGACGGCUCGCAGGAGGGAAAGAGUGUUGAAAAUACAGACAUGUCCCACAUUAACCAACUGCCCUCUUCCAUACUUCUCAAGGUGCUUUCUCACCUGUCAGUUAAGGAGCGAUGUCUGGGAGCGUCACUGGUGUGUAAGUACUGGCGUGAUCUCUGCUCAGACUUCCAGUUCUGGAAACGGAUCGACCUCAGCGGGCUCCAGCAGGUUAAAGACGAUCUCCUGGUGAAGAUCGCAUCGAGGAGACAGAACGUCACUGAGAUCAACAUCUCUGACUGUCGAAACGUUCAGGAUCACGGCGUUUGUUCUCUGUCUUCCAACUGUCCGGGCCUGAUUAAGUACACGGCGUACCGCUGUAAACAGCUCAGCGAUGUGUCUCUCUGUACGGUGGCUCUUCACUGCCCGCUUUUGCAGAAAGUUCACGUCGGCAACCAGGACAAGCUCACAGAUCACGCUUUAAAACUGUUGGGUGAACAUUGUAAAGAACUGAAGGACGUGCAUUUCGGCCAGUGCUACAGCAUCAGUGACAACGGUCUGGUGGCGCUGGCGCAGGGCUGCACCAAACUACAGAGAAUCUACAUGCAGGAGAACAAACUGGUGACUGAUAAAUCUGUGCAGGCGUUUGCAGAAAACUGUCCCGGGCUGCAGUUUGUGGGCUUCAUGGGCUGUUCGGUGACAUCACAGGGGGUCAUUCACCUCACCAGGCUUCAGCAUCUCAGCAGUCUGGAUCUGCGGCACAUCUCUGAACUCAACAACGAGACCGUGAUGGAGGUCGUGAGAAAGUGCCGGAACCUGACGUCCCUGAACCUCUGCCUCAACUGGACCAUCAAUGACAGAUGUGUGGAGAUCAUCGCUAAGGAGGGCCGGAGUUUGAAGGAGCUGUAUCUGGUGUCCUGCAAAAUCACAGACCACGCGCUGAUUGCCAUUGGUCAGUACAGCAGCACUAUAGAGACGGUGGACGCGGGCUGGUGUAAGGAGAUAACAGACCAGGGUGCCACACAGAUCGCCAAGAGCAGCAAAUCUCUGCGUUACCUGGGACUGAUGCGCUGUGAUAAGGUGAACGAGGAGACGGUGGAGAGACUGGUUCUGCAGUAUCCUCACAUUGUGUUCAGUACAGUGAUGCAGGACUGUAAGAGGACACUGGAGCGAGCCUAUCAGAUGGGCUGGAGCCCCAACACAUCCAGCGCAUCCUAACACACA
Messenger RNA from Xyrauchen texanus (razorback sucker), 1982 nucleotides. It is a transcript of the gene fbxl17, whose product is annotated as F-box and leucine-rich repeat protein 17. The transcript is spliced from 10 exons. Lineage: Eukaryota; Metazoa; Chordata; Actinopteri; Cypriniformes; Catostomidae. Gene Ontology annotation, biological process: regulation of cell cycle; SCF-dependent proteasomal ubiquitin-dependent protein catabolic process; G2/M transition of mitotic cell cycle. Gene Ontology annotation, molecular function: protein binding. Gene Ontology annotation, cellular component: cytosol; SCF ubiquitin ligase complex; nucleus. The record is from RefSeq and is a predicted model, not a curated record. The coding region runs from base 126 to 1976 and encodes 616 amino acids.